AAGGGAAAUUUACACCAAAAAUCAUGACAAUAUCAAAAAUAGAUUAAUAUUGGCGUGACUGGCAAAAACAAUUAUUAAAACCAUUAACAACAUGGAUGAAAGACACUGGUGGUUUGCUACUAAGCUGCAAGAGACAUUUCAUAUUGGAGCUUUGGAUAAUCCAACAAUGUUGGAGGAUUUCAUGGCUGAACAAAGCACACUUGACUAUAUCAAUGACUUCUUGGCUCCAGAAGGACACAAGAAACUCUUUUUUACCUGUCCUAAACCAGACCCUAAUAGUCUUACUACAAGAAAAAUGACUGUUUCUAGCUCUUGUGUAAAGCUUAAAGAAGUUAUGGAUGAAAAUGCAAUUUGUUUGUAUUUUAUUCGCUCAAACGUGAACCGUGUUAUUGACCCAACUUGCGUCGAGAAGGAAGUUUAUUGUGGAGAAAUUAAAGAAAACCCGUUAGUUAACUUCAGUUCUUUACUGUCAGGAGUAUUUGCUCCUGUGCUGCAUGCACAGAAAGACUGGGGUCAAUGCACAGAAGAAGAACAGCAACAUUUUUUAAAUCAAAUUGACAAGUACACCAACACACUUGUUGAAUAUGCCAAUGCUACGAUAGCACCACAGCARAUAUUGAAGAAGCCAGACCAGCAGGUUAAUACGGAUUUCAAGCAAAACAGAGCUGCUGCAGUAAAUCCUGUUAUYCUUCAAGAGUAUGAAAACUUGGUCUUGGACUGGAUUUCUACGAUAGAAAGCAUCUUGAUGGAUGGAUUUGAGGACAGGCCUGAUAUCAAUGCUGGUCCACUAAGUGAGCUAGACAAAUGGAAGCGCAGGCAGAAGACACUUGUUAGUGUUACUGACCAGUUAAGGGGAAAAGAGUGCAAGGCUGUCAUAGCUGUCAUGAUUACAGCAAAAUCAAAAGUCUUGAAAAGAUGGAAAGCAAUAGACUCCAGCAUCACAGAUGCCUUGAAUGAAACAAAAGACAAAGUCAGAUACCUUGAAUCAUUGCGCAAGUACCUGGAUCAGCUGUACUCUGGUGUUCCACUUAGUACCAUAUGCAGUACAACUCUUCCUGGACUGAUGGCCAGCAUCAGACAGAUGGAUGCAGUAUCCAGAUAUUAUGCAAGAAAUGGUUAUUUAGGAUUGCUGUUUUCAAAGAUUUCUAAUCAGUUGGUAGUAACAGCAAAACAGUACCUCAGGGGGAGCACCAUGGUAGGUGAUGAGGACCAGCUCUGGAAACGUGUGCAAGAAGAAGUAGAUAUAUGUGCUUUAGGAACAACAGCUACUGCUGCUGUCCUUGUCAAAACAAAAACAAGUAAAAAGAAAGUGCCCAAAGAUGCACCCAGUGAGGAAGGCUUUAUGACACGAUUGAUGGUCUGCUURUCAUUACAAAAGCAGUACCGUGACAUGUUAAGAAGCUUGCGUGACAGCCUAGGUGGAUCACACUCAUUAUCACAGGUGACAUCUGUAACUCCAACGACCAAUAAGAGAUCAGUAAUGACUGGAAGCAAUCUUAACUUGAUGUCACCAUCAACAUUAAGUCCAAACAAAAUGUCUGUAUCUCAAAGCGUGCGGUUCAGGGGAGACCAUGAGAGUGUUACGAGUCAAGGAAGCAGUGGUAUUGCCUUCACUGAUGAAGAAUCUAUUAUGGGUUACCUGGAAAUAUUUUGUUUGCAUGUGCGCAACAUGAUUGACAUUAUCCAGACAUUGGGACAGCUGUCUAAAGUGGCGUCGGAUGUCAAGAAUCUAAUGAGAAUACCAAGUGAUGUAGUGAUUAAUGGAGUGCCAGAGGGGGACACAGACCAGCCUACCAAGGGUACAGAUGGGGUACAACACUUACCUGUUGUAGAUGUCACCAGUAAGAACCCACCAUCUAUCACUGGCAGCUCAGAACUAAGCUAUUCAAUUGAAGAUUCUGUAACAACCAGUAAAAAUAAUGGWAUUGGAAACAUCCUGGAAGGUAUUGAUGAAGAAGAACAAAUUGAAGAGAUCUACCAAGUAGAAGUGAUCCCAAGUAUUGCUAGUAUCAUCACAGAUACCAUCACAUCUGGUAUGCAAGGACCACUAGAGUCUGCCAUCACAACUAGUACAUUCUUAGAUGUGGAGGGGAAGGGAAGAGAAGUUUUUGAGCAGAGUUACACUGGAUUUGUAGCAUCAGUGURUAAGACUGAGAACUACAUUUGCAACUAUCUAAAGGGAUUGUUUUCCACAAAGCUUAACAUUCGCAAUGCUCUAAUACAUCUUACAAGCUUCAACAGCGUGAUCAACAGGUCAGGACUGAAGGCUGUUCUGUCAGAAAAGUUCUUAGAAGUCUUCUCCUGGUUUGAAAAUGAGCUUGAAGAGGUCCAGAAAAUAUAUGAAGCAGAGAAAGAAUCUCCUCCACUUGUUCGCAACUCUCCCAUGGUAGCAGGUUCUAUCACCUGGUCCAGGAAUCUACUGAGAAGAAUUGAAGAACCAAUGAAGAUUUUCAAAGAAAACAAGUUUAUCACAUCUUACAGGGAUUUCAAUCGAAUUGUCCGAUUCUAUAACCGUAUAGCUACAGCACUAGUGAAGUUUGAAAAUCUGUGGUUAAGUCUGUGGAAAUCUCGAAUAGACAGUGCUUGUGUGGGGUUGAAGGCCACUCUUCUUGCUAAACAUCCAUCAACUCAUCAGCUGAUUGUCAAUGCAGAUGGAAGGAUUUUCGAGCUAAUACAUGAAAGUAAGAGCUUGCUAAGACUUGGCGUUCAACUCCCACAGAAUGCAGUAGACAUACUAAGACAGGAAUCCCGUCUCAAGAAAUACAAACAGUCCCUGGAGCUCAUCCUGCAAGACUAUUACCAAGUGUGUUCUAGCGUCCCUGCACCUCUGACUCGCCUGUUAACUCCUCAUAUGGAAUCAGUACUACACUACCUACARCCUGGCCUGUCUACRCUGAACUGGAACAGCAUGAACAUUGAUGCAUACUUACACCAAGUACACUCMGCUACCGAUAGGCUACGGGAUAUUGUGGAUAACAUCAACCAGGUGAUACAAGAUGGUGUAGAAAAGAAGAUCAAGAAAAUCGAAAAGAUUAUUUUAUUUGACCCUAACUUGGCUUAUUCAAAGAUCUGGACUGUUGACAAGUUUGUUGAAGUAGAAGGAAAAGCUGUUCGAGGACAAGCCAAGGGGUUGUAUGAUCUGGUGAAAGAGGUGGAGAAUGCGCUACAGGAGAUCGUCGCAAUCUCCCAACAGCGUCGCAUUACAUCUCCAGGUAGUCCUAUCCUUACCCCAACACCCAGCACUAGUUACGGUAUGGAUAACCUUGGUCCUUCAACGCCUCGCCUUAGUAAACUUGGUACCAUGUUAUCUUCAGCGUCCCUCACACGUGGAGCCACUGCUGUCAGUGGGUUAACAGAUGAGUCYGUUAUUGGUGAUAUCUUUGGUCAUUACUGUAGUAUGGUAUUUGAUGGUGUAUUAACAUCUAUCGUCUCUUCUCUCAUGGUAUUUGGCGAUUGUGUUAAACCUCUGGGUAGACUUACUAGUGGAAUACAAGUCUGUCAAGGCUCUAGUCCUCAAGACCUUGAUGAUGACCUUGAUGAUGACCUCAGUGAGUUUGGAGACAGUGCAGUAUCUUUUUGUCUUGGACCAUCUGCUAAACGAGAACAACUGCUCAAGUUUGAGGUUCAAAUACGGUUCAAUAUUCCUGAUAUUGUGAUCGAACCAUCCCUUGAUAUAAUCCAAGAUGGUGUGAAUAAGAUAGCAAGUGAUCUAGUUGAUGUGUCCAAGGCCAUUAUGUGGUGGGCUGCUGAUGUUAACGAGUCUUUYCAUGGCCUGGUGUCUAAAAACGACAAAGUACAAAACCAACUACAGGAGCUGUCUACCGUCGUUACCAGUCUACAAGAAACAGUCGAUAGGCAACUACUGAAGUUUCGUCGUUAUGAUUUCCUGUGGAAAGAUGACAUGCAYGCUUUGUAUCACUCGUUUGUGGAGAGCGAUCCUGGCACAAGCAGGUUUAAAGAAGAGGUGGAGAGCCUGCAGCGAAUAGAAGAARACGUGUUAAGUAUCCCAGAUAGGCUUGCUAUUGGGUCUGUUAGUCUGAGCACCUCCCCUAUAAAGGACUCUUUGCAUGGAUUUGCUGUGGCUUGGAAAUUACGUUACUCAACACAGUUACACGAAGAAGCCAAGAUCGAGUUGGACAAAAUCGUGACCCACAGGAAUGAUAUCUAUGAGCARCUGUCUAAACCCGUCACCACCCUAGACGAGUUAAAUAGUGCCUUCCAACUACUACWACAGUUAGGAGACAUGGAAAACACUAUCGAUGAUGUGUACCUGCCUGUGGAGAACAUCUAUGAUAAGCUGAGAGAAUACAAGCUGAAUCUACCGCGUAAGGAAGUGGAAGAGGUGGAUAAUCUCCGUGAAGAAUGGACCAAAUUGAUCGAGCUUGCAGAGGCCGUACGCACGGAGUUGUUGGUUAAAAAACGUAAUAUGUUCGAACAAGAGUUAGAUAAAGAAGUCAAGGCUUUCGUGGUUAAUGUGAUCCAGUUUCGUAACAGUUUCGAUAGUCAAGGGCCUGGUAUUCCUAGCGUUCGACCAGCUGAAGCAGUCAUAAGACUACAAGACUUCCAGCAGCGUUAUACUCAGUACGAAGCCAACAGGAAGACUUUGGACUCUGUACAACUAUUGUUUGGUAUCAUACCGACUCCAUUCCCAGAACUGGAUAAAACUGGCGAGGAACUUAAACUUCUUGGUCAACUGUACGGUUUGUUUCAACAGUAUAUAUCGUUUGAUCAAAGGUUUCGAGAUACCCUGUGGUCUGAAGUAGACUUGAUCGUUGCCAACCAAGAGAUGGAGCAUUACUGGCAAGAAUGUACGCGUCUGCCUCCACGUAUUCAAGGAUGGGAAGCUUAUAAAGAAAUGAGAGAUGCUAUACAAGAAUAUCUGCAUGUCUUCCCCAUCCUACACAAACUGAAUGCCAAGGAGAUUCGUAAUCGUCACUGGCUGCAGGUCAUGAGUGUCACCGGCUCAUCCUUCCAACUUGAGGCUCAUAUCUUUAAGCUUGUUCAUUUACUGGACAUUGGUCUUCUGGAGCAUCAGAAUGAGAUCCAAGAUAUUUGCCGCUCAGCAAGCCGUGAACUGGAACUAGAACUGAAAAUGCGAAGUAUUGAAGAGGAAUGGACAGAACAGGUGUUGUCAUUUGAGAACUUCAAAAACCGUGGUUUAGUAUGCCUGAGUCACAGCAAUACAGAGAAUCUGUUGGAUGUCCUGGAAGACGCUCAGGCUACUCUUGCUAUGAUGUUAACAUCUAGACAUAUUGGGCCAUUACGAGACGAGGCUGCUGCAUGGGCCUUGAAGCUGAAGGAAAUCAGUGAAGUACUCGAACAGUGGUUAACAGUACAAGACCUGUGGAAGCAUUUAGAAGAGGUGUUCAGUAACAGCGCUACAGCAAAGGAGUUACCUCAGGAAUAUAACCGUUUCGCGCGGGUUGAUAAGAGUUACAUGAAGAUGAUGAAGAGAGCCUACGAAACGAAGAAUGUCUUGCAGUGUUGUGUAGGUGGUGACGUACCGAAGAUUCAGAUGUUAAAACAUUUGCAUGAAGAACUGGAAAUUUGCUUCAAGUCACUCGUUGGGUUCUUGGACUCGAAGAGAAAGGUGUUUCCAAGGUUUUGUUUUGUGACAGACACGGUGCUGUUGGCUAUCCUUAGCAAACCACACAAUCUAGAUUCACUUAAACCAUACAUCAGGUGUUUGUUCUCUAGUGUCACUGAUGUUAGUCUCAUCCAAGUCGCACCUGAAUCCGCACCACCCAAGAAGAAUCUAUUCCUGAGCAGCGUUUCUCAAUGGAAACAAAGGGCUCGUGAAGACAGCGCUUCGUUUAGUAUGUCCAAAGAAGAAGGACGGUCUUUGAAGCCUUUUGAUGCAGCGAACAUCAAAGACUCAGAUGUCAUCAURCAUCGUUCCAGUGUAAUGCAUUCAUCACUUGAACUACGAGACUUGGAUUGGAGAAGUACAAUACCACAGAAUAUUGCUACUGCUGUUAGUUCUGACCUGGGGGAAACUGUUCAACUUAAGACUCAGGUUCCUUUGACAUCAAGUGUAGACGUGUGGCUGUCAGCAUUACUGAAGAGUAUUCACGGCUCGUUGUAUUCUGAUAUCAAGGAAUGCAUCAAUGAUAUCGAUGCGUCUCAGAGCAUCGAGGAAUGGGCAGGAAAGUAUCCYGCGCAAGUAUGUCGGCUUGGCCUUCUGUACGUGUGGACAAAAGAAUGUGAAGCGGGUAUCGCAGACAUCCGUAUUGACAGGAAGGCUUUACCAAAUGCUACCAAACGAUUCUGGUCUGGUUUAACUAAAAUACCAAACCUGCUGGCUCGAGGAUCAUGGAAACACAGUGAUGGACAGAUGCCUGCCUAUCAUAAAAUCAGAUUAGAAACUCUCUUGUCGCAAGGGAUGUUUCUGAGGGAUAUCUUAGACGAUCUUGGCAGACGUAAACUAAGAGAUGUUGUGGACUUUGAGUGGAAAAGAAACAUUCGCUUCUAUGGAACAGGAAGCAGCAAAGCUAUUGGGUUGCCAUUAGAAACAGAGGACAAGGACCAAUCAGAGAACAGUGAACCAACAGUGAUUGAAGACAAGGAUUUGUCUAGGGAUCCUUUCGUUAUUCAUAUGUUAGAUGCUCAACUACCGUAUGACUGUGAGUUCUACGGCGAUGAAGGUGGCCUGGUACUGACACCUGUUACCGAGAGAUGUUUCCUCACACUAACACAGUCUAUAUGGAAUUUCUAUGGCGGCGCACUUCAAGGUGCCACAGAUACAGGCAAGACAGAGACCAUCAAGGGUUUGGCGUAUUUACUGGGUCGGUAUCUAGUAACCUUGAGUUGUUCACCUAGAAUGGCUGCUUCUGGUAUUGGCAAAAUUAUCGUUGGUCUUGCUGAGGAAGGAUGYUGGGGUCUGAUGGACGAAUUUCAUCAAGUUAACAAAGAGGUCGUGUCUGUAUUAGUGUACGAGAUACAAGCAGUACUGUUAGCAAUGCGUGCAGGAACAUCUACAUGUACCAUAGAUGAUAGUAAAGAGAUUAAUGUCAAUCCGAAUUUCUCAGUUUUCCUAACUGCUUCCAUUAAUGGCGAAAGAAGACAACUUCCGCCGGAAGUGAAAGCGCUUUUCCGUUCUGUUGCUAUGGUUGUACCAGAUGUUUCAUUGGUGCUGCGGGCUCAUUGUGCAGGCCAAGGAUUUAAGUCUCACAAGGUCAUCGCGGAUCGCCUUAGACUUGUGACGGAYAUCUGUUCUCAACAACUAGRAGAAAGUCUUCAUCUUAACUUCAGUCUGUCAUCACUGGUCAGCGUUAUUCAUCAUGCAGGACAAAAGCGUGUUUCGCAAGGGCCUAUGGGAGCUAAACUUAGCACAAACCCAAUGGAUUAUGGUCGACCAUCAAGUACACAGUCUGUCAUUCCAGGUGCCAAGGACCGUGGGGGAUUUGGACAACCAAAAGACAGAAAACCUGGUACCCCGUCAGCAUUGACUUCUGCUGCUAAACUUGAACAUGCGUACAUUGUGCAGUCACUGAUUGAAUGUAUUGGACCAAGACUAACUCCUGAUGAAAUGAACAUAUUCAACUCAAUCAUCCGUGAUGUAUUCUAUGGACUACCCAGGCCCCCCGCACCACCUUAUCACGUGACUAAAGAGUUAGAAGACUUUGAAGGAGCAUUGUUACAGUAUACGAAGGACAAGGGGCUUGUAGCUCAYCAUCAGUGGAUAGUCAAGAUUAACCAAUUGAGAAACCUGUCCAAGACACAUCAUGGAAUAAUCGUAGCAGGUCCACCAGGAACAGGCAAGUCUACGUGUAUAUCAGCUUUAAUCGAUACUCUUACAGAAUGCUCUAACACAAAGCACAAGAACACAGGGUCCCCAGUACACACCCACAAGCAACAGAAGAUCUACCCUCUAGGGGUAUCAGACCCUGCUAUCACGUUUGGCCGUAUCAACAGCAGUGGCGAAUUUGAAGAUGGRAUCUUUACUGCCUAUUGGAGGAAAGCCAAUAAAGAGCACAGUGUCCUUCAGAUGACCACGUGGAUAUGUCUAGAUGCCCCAUUGCAUCAUGGGUGGGCAGAGACACUUAACAGUGUGUUGGAUAAAGGAGAGUAUCUAAACCUAUUGAAUGGAGAACGACUGCACUUAUCAGAGCAUUUAAAGAUAAUCUUUGAGACGGAUGAUCUUAGCAAUGCAUCUCCUGCUACAGUAUCACGAUCUGCAAUAGUGUUCAUGGACGAGAGUGUACUUGGGUGGCGACCAUUGGCCGAAGCUUGGUUGGCCAACAGAUCCCCUCAAGAGAUCCAUUGUCUUCAGCGUGCGUUCAACAAGACCGUGGAUGCAAUCUCACAGUUUGUACAGUUUGAAGCAAGAUCCCGUGUAAAGAUCUGUGAGGUUGGUCUGUUCAGCACGUGCCUUGCCAUGCUAAAAGCUCUUAUUGAGGGUAACACAGAUAUCGGUGGUGAGCUUCAUAUUGAACGYCUUUAUCUGUUCUCGCUUAUCUGGUCGUUUGGUAGUCUACUCGAUGAACAUGAUCGUAAAAGAUUCAGCGAGAUUCUCUUGUCUCUCACAACUGCGUUACCAGAUUACGACCAAGAAAUAUCUGUCUUUGAUUACUAUGUAGAUGAAUCAGGCGAAUGGGAUUCCUGGCAUUCUAAAUUACCAGACUUAAGUUAUUUAGACGCAGCUGACCUUUUAGGGGAARUAUUUGUCGAGACAGUCGAUACGGUGCGCACAAGAAUGUUUAUGGAGCUAGUAAGUGCGUCAGGUAAWAACAUCUUGGUCACCGGCCCUACUGGAUGUGGCAAGACAUCCCUAAUCAACGAUUUUCUUGACAAACAAGAGGACAAGAACCAGAUCGUAAAACGCUACGUGUUCUCUGGAACGUCUAAAGCAGUCAAUCUUCAACGAUUUGUUGAAAAUAACAUCCAUCACAGACAAGGUUUUGUUUAUGGCGCAAAGAAAGGCAAGGGACUGAACGUGUUUAUUGAUGACCUUGGUAUCCCRCAACAAGACCAAUAUGGCGUACAGGACGUUAACGAGCUUCUUCGUCAAGUCCUCGACCAAGGUAUAUUGUUCAACACGAURAAGCCUUUUGAUCGUCGAGUGUUAGAGAGCGUGGUCGUUACUGCAGCGAUGGGUGUGUCCAGCGAUACAAGUGAACAAAACCAAAUACCCGAGAGACUCAAGCGUCAUUUUGCAACAUUUUAUCUACCGGCUUUGAGCRCUGAAACUCUCUUUACCAUCGUCAACUCAGUACUCGAGGCAAACAUGGCACAGAACCAAGGAAUGGGGCUACCACAGGAUUUCCAUGAACUGAUUGUUAAAGCAUCGUGUACAUUCCUGGAGAGAAUCCAGGAUGUCUUACGUCCAUCGUGCACCCCUGGACGCUUUCAUUAUCAGUUUAAUUUACGAGAUAUUACUCGAGUCUUCCAGGGUCUCAAGAACUGUUCUGAGGAAAUGAGAGCGGACGAAGAUUACAUAGUGUCUCUAUGGCAACACGAGAUGUUCCGAGUCAUAAAGGACAGAAUAUCUCGUGUAGCUGAUAACAAGUGGUUCGACAAAAAUAUGAUGACAGUUAUCAAAGAGUACUUCUCUUCGUUACCUGUCARCACCCCACCACCACUGUUCAUCACUUUCGCGUUAGACCCAGCCUCUUAUACCUCAAGAUCUGUCACUCAGGCUAGGAUAUCUACACCAAAGAACACCUUACAAGCGAUAGACAGCAUUGAUGAUGUGUCUCAAUGUCUUCAAAACUACCUACGAAGAUACAACGAUGAGUUCAACGAAGGACUGGAUAUCAUGGUGUCCCAUCACGUGAUGUUCCAUGUGAUCAGGGUGCAUAGAAUACUAAGUUAUAAAAACAGAGGUAACGUAUUACUGGUUGGAGCGAUAGGAGCACAUCUUGCCUCGUUAGCACGCCUGGCCCUGUACAUGUUAGACUACCAUAUACACCCCGUAGAUUGUUCGUACUCUAAUACGUUCCUUGACGGACUGAGAUCUGCUGUCAGACAAGCAGGGUGUGAUGGCAAGACGACAACUGUUUUAUUUACGGCACCUGAUCUUAAAGAUGACACAUAUCUUGAUGCACUCAAUAGUCUUCUGAUCAGUGGUGAAUACCCGCCGUUAUUCUCUGAAGAUGAGCUUGAAAGUUUGUUACAAGCUCUAAUGCCAGCCAUCAAGCGCAAGUUUUCCAGUUUUCUAGCAGAUCCAAUGAAGUUCUUCAUUACUCGCGUUAAGGCUAACUUACACGUGGUCUUGUGCUUGCCUCCUACACACAAGCUGCUGCGUGUGGGAUCCAGUUCGUUUCCUGGUAUACUGUACGGAUGUCAAUUGAACUGGAUCAAAGACUGGCCUAGUUAUGCUUUAGAAGGAGAAGCUUCUCAUUACCUUGCUAAGUAUAGUGUACUGGAAGGAAUUGACGAGCAGUCAAGACAAAAGGUCGUGUCCAGUCUCUCCACUAUCCAUGGUCACGUGUUAAGAGAGUGCCAUCAGAUUCCUUGGGCAGGACUUGACCAGAUUACCAGGCCAGCAUCAGGUGCAACUGAUAUCGAUACAAAUCUACCCCUCUCUAAAAAUAUCCUCCUUGAACGAAUCAACCUUAAGCACCAGUCCUCAGAUGGAACAUCGCUGGGUAAGAUAGUUGUUGGUCCAACGACGUACAUACAAUACUUACAUUGUUUUAGACAUAUAUUCAAAGAAAAAAGGAGAGAAGCCAAGAUACAAGUCCAGAAACUUGGGCGUGCUUUAUCUACACUAGACCAGACUCGCAAGGAUGCUAUCGUUAUAAAAGAAGUUAUCUCAGAAACAAAACAAAAACUUGAAGUAGCUAAAGAAAAAUCAGCCGAUUUACUAAAAGCACUCACUCACAAGGCAACAUCACUCGAGAAACUGAAGUCCAAGCUAGGUAUUGGAAGCAGUACACUAAGUGCCUUUACAGCCCUGAUUGAUAACGAGAUGGAUGAUGAUGAUGAUGAUCUAUUGUACGAUGAUGAAGAAGAUGAACUGGACCAGGAGUUUGAGAAAAUCAAAAAUGCUAAAAUGAAAAGUAGAAGGAUUAAAGUAAUUGAGCAGAUAACUAGUGCUGAAGGUGCGCUGGAGGAAGCAAGAGUACAACUGAAGAAAGCAGAACAAAAUGCGAAUCGAUGGCAAAACAAAGUUGAUCGUUCUCUGUGUGAGCGUCUUCGUGCAUUUCAAAGCCCUCCUCCCAUGACAGGCAUGGUAAUGGUCAUGACCAUGGUAUUAAUUGGACGUCCUGAAUUCGCUUCUGGUAUCGGUGGGGCUGGCAGCUUCCAUUCUACAUCCAGUAGGGAACGGAAAGGAGGAGAAUCUCUCACAGGAGGUUCUGAUGAGAUGUCAAGGGCAAGCUCGGCAACCAUGAGAAGAAGAGGGUUGAAGGAACAACCAAAAGGAUCUUCCUCGCAGGGGAAUCUGCAUGGUGUGUCAAGUGAAGGCAAAGUUGAUCGUGCCUCAUGGAAAGCAAUCCAGCAAAUCAUGAAUGAUUCUCAGAAGUUUGUGGAGUCAUUACACAACAUGAAUCGUAAAGAAGGUCUUCCCGAUGAUAUCCUUUCUGGUGUCCAGUCCUUCCUGGUUACAUCAAGUGGUGGGGAACUGGGUGUUAGUGAUGGGGACCUGGGUUCUGCUGCAGCUGGUGCUAGUGCCAGUAAUUAUGCCGUAUCGCCAUCAACAGGAAGACCAUCCAUAACUCCAGGAGAGCGCAAAGCACAAGGCAUCACUCUUGCAGCAGCCAAGUAUUCAUCAGAAGACGCAGCAGUUCUUGUAGAGUACAUUAUCUCUUUGGUGGAUUAUACUCGUUUAUAUAAACCAUACAAAAAGGCUUUGGAAUAUCUGGAGGAACUGAUAAAGGAGAAGGAAGAGGAUGAAAAGCGAACAGAAUUGGAACAACUGAAACAACUUGCGCCUUCAAAAGAUGAAGCCGAACCUGAGCCUGAAGAAGAACUAACCGAAGCAGACUUGCCAGGAUUACAGCAGGAUGUAAAACAAUUACAAGAAGAGUUUGAUGAUGCUGUGGUGAUCAAACAUAAUCUUGAGAAUGACGUGAAAUCGUGCAGUGAGAGGCUGAAAGAAGCUACUGACCUACUGCACAGCCUAAAACACAUCGAAAAAGAAUGGAAAGCCUACGUCCAGGAGUAUUCAUCACCAGAGAUACUGCUGGCCAACUGCAUUGCUGCUGCAGCUUUCCUUACUUACUGUGGUGCAAUGGUAAUCGAUCAAAGAAAACGUAUGGGUAAAUACUUCAUGCAGGUAUGUCGAGAGAACGGCAUGAAUAUCCAAAUGAGACAUCUUUUCUCUCGGUUGACAUUGGCAGAGUUACUGAAAGGAAAGAUUACCUUGAAGAAAUGGGAGAAUAUGAAUCUCCCAACAGAUCCUUUGUCCUUGGAUAACAUGUGCAUCGUAUCUCAAGAAGAGUCAUCUGACACGUGGCCAUUACUGUGUGAUCCUCAGAGGAUUGCUAUCACAUGGGUCAAUACCAUGCUGGGUCAGGCAUCCACCGUCAAGUAUAAGGAGUUGCGUGGUCACUUAGAAACAUCGCUAAUGGAGGGCACCACCCUGCUGAUAACAGACGUUGAUGUGAACAGUCUUGUGACUGAUAGCAGAUUCUAUCAUAUCUUGAGAAGUAGAUACAGGUUUUUAACUUCUGUUUCACCGUUCAAACUUAUGAUCGGUGAACAUGAAAUCGAGUGUCAGCCAGGAUUCAGGUUGGUUUUCGCAACUACGUCACCAGCUGAGGCUGUGCCACCAGGCCUGUCAGCCUACGUCAAUGUCGUGGAAUUCGUCCAGUCACGUGACGGCCUGGAAGAAAUGUUUCUUGAUCGAUUCUUUAGGCUUGAGAAACCAAGAAUGCAGGAGACUAGAACACAAGUCAUCACGGAAAUGGUGUCUUUAAUGGAGGGUCUACACGCUGCUGAAGAGAAUAUUUUGUCGUGUCUUGGUAGUGGACAUCGUUUGUUGUAUAAUCUUGCUGCUACCAAAAAACUGGCUUCUAUCAAACGAUUAUACGAUGAAACGCUAGAAAGCCAAAUGCGUUGUCGAGGUAUAGAGAAUUCCAUCUUACAGUCACGUGAAGGCUAUCGACCAAUCGCUCGUCGAGCUGCUGUCAUGUUUGACGUGACACGUGUGAUGUCCGAAAUCAACCCCGCCUACCAAACAUCCUUGUCUCAGUUUCUUGUCGUUUUUGAUGCUGCUAUUACUCACUCUGAACGAACCGCAGUAAAGGCAGUGGUUGAACGUCUUGGUUACAGUGCUUUCUAUACAACAGCAAGAUCAUUGUUUGAGCAGGACAGACCUAUCUUUACCAUACUGACCGCUCUUGAGGUGGAAGAUUCGGCUAAUCGCAUUAGUGCUGGUGAUCGCGAGUUCCUGAUUCAUCCAACAUUUGGUGCAACAGUGAAAACAGCGCUGAAUCCAAACCUUGCUUCAGACUUGUCAUCACGAGCACAAGGAAAGAAGCCUUUUGAUUGGAUGCACGAUGAACAAUAUGCAAACUUACAGCUUUUAGCACAACACUUUGAGUGGUUUCAAGACCCAUUUGACAAAAUGGCCAAGGAUGGACGUGAAACACAGUGGAGACAGAUCACUGAACACGAGAAACCAGAACUAGUAGCGUUACCAGAUGGGCUAGAUGACAAGUACACUCCCAUUCAAAGACUGAUGGUCAUACGAGCCUUGCGUGGUGAUCGUUUGUUACCUGCAUCCAUGUGUUUUAUAACAUCUGUUUUAGGGAAAAGAUACACAGGGGAACUUCCCAUGGACCUUCCCGCAGCCUAUCGUCAAAGUGAUUGCCGCAGGCCAAUUGUAUUGCUGUAUACGCAAGAAGCGAACAUGGUGGAGAGAGUCGUGAUAGAUGCUGCUCAAAGGAAACAGGUCGAACUGCAUGUUGUUGGACUCACUAAUGUUGGUAGUAAUGAAGAACGUAUGGCUAGAAAACUAAUCCACAAAGCAAUGGUUCAGGGAAGCUGGGUUCUUCUACAUAAUGCUCAUAACACUCCUCGUCUGUUGAGCGCGCUAGACUCCUUCAUGCAGGAAACCAAGACAGUAGAUCCAGAGUUCAGGUUGUGGGUGUCUAUCCAACCCAGGCCAGACAUACCAUUCUCUCUACUCCAGACAGCUGUCAAAGUAGUAGCUGAUUCACCACAGAGUACUAAAGACAGUUUACUACGGUCCAUGACUUGGGUUGAUAACGAUUUGUUACGUGUGAGUAACCGUGCUGAAUGGCCUGCUGUGCUGCAUAAUAUCUGUAUGGUACACAGUGCUGUUAGACUAAGAUCACGGUUUAAACAUGUGGGCUGGAACAACCCCGAGGAUUUACGCAACAUUGGAACAGGAGAAUUAUGGCAAGCCCUUGAUCUGGCUGUCAGAGAAUUCCAAGAUACCGCUGACUUAUCUGCUGCUGGAGGAAACACAAGAAGCAUACAGUGGAAUGGAUUGCGUUACAUGCUGGCUGAGGUGGUGUACGGUAGUAGCGUAAGUGAUGAGUUCGACCGUCAGGCACUCAGUUCUAUCAUCGAUUACUGGAUCAGCCCUGCAGCUGUUAAGAGAGAGUUUGAAGCAGCAAAGACCAAGUACAAAUUACCACAAGCGUUAUUUGGUAGUCAUAUACGUGCAAGUACUAUCCUAUCAGCUAUGGAGUCAGUAUCGACUGAUAUAUUAGAAAUACCUGAAGCUUGUGGAAUCCAUUCUUCUCUAGAGACCCAUCUACCAGAUCAUCAGUACGUAUUCACUCGACUUAAUCUUUUACUUGACCAUAUGGCUGCUUCAGAUAGCCUAACACACGCGGUCAGUGAUCCCUCAUCCCUCACACCAACAUCCGGGGUAGUACUUCAGAGCUCUAGUUCCCAGGCUAUUGGAGCUGGCGCAUUGUGUUUGGCGGAGGCUGGUGUAUUUGCUAGUGCCAGUAUUGUGGCGAUGAGGAGCCGUAAAGAAGUAGAGCUAAACGAGCUGUGUGUUACUAUGUUAUCCAAGUUACCAAAAGCCUGGAAUAGGGAGAGUGUAUAUGAACGCAUGAAAAAAGCUGGGGGUGCUAACCCAUUCAAUCUAUUUAUACUGGCUGAAGUGGACUGUAUGUUAAGACUGCUGGUGGCAGUACGAGAGACACUGAUGGCCAUCAAAGUCGCAACAGAUGAUGAUAUCUAUGGAGACAGACUAACUGAAGAGCUUCUACAAGCAUCUGAUGAUCUGUAUCACUCUAGAAUACCUGCAAAGUGGAUCGAGCUGAGUGGAGAAGUCUCUCCUCCACCCACAUGGAGCAUCGCCUCUUGGUUUACUGAUUUAUCCAGCAGAUUCUCACACAUAGAUCGCAUAGUCGUACAGGGUCGGGAUCGAGUGCCUGCUUACUGGUUGGGUGCAUUUUUUAACCCCCGACGUCUUCUGUCCGUCAUUAAACAGGAAACAGUUCGACACUUUGAGGGCAAAGCAUCUGGUAACGAACCGUAUGUCUUCCAGACUGAAAUCACUGGUCGAGAUAAGGAUCACCUCCGUGAACCUCCUCUAGAGGGCAUAUUUGUUUAUGGCGUUUUUCUGUGGGGCUGUGCCUGGGAGAAAACAACUGGAGAUUUACUAGAUGCACCACCAAAAUAUGGUCCCACACCUUUACCUGUGGUCCAUAUUACUGUUGUUCCUCAAGGAGACAAAGUGUCAGUGAAUGACCCUGUUCGUGCGGCUGUAUCUUAUUCAUGUCCCUGUUACCCAUCGAGGAUCAGUUCCAGAGAGCCAGUUCUUCUACUAGACGUCGAUAAUAAAGACAUAACAGGCACUCGCUGGCCCCUAAGGGGUCUUUCAUGUACAUUAAGGCCUUUUUAAGCACUUUUUACAUUAACGAUAAAGGCCCAUUUUGAGAGUAAUGGACGCAUGGUGGUCCAUCAAGGAACUUCUGGGUCCAUUUAGGCCCAUUCUGCUGAUGUUAUCCUAUAUACGGGAUAGGAACGUUUUCGUGUGCAUUUUAACACUUUUGUAAUUUGUUUUCUGUAUUUAUACGAACGUUUUAUUGACAAA
Molecule: messenger RNA, 15967 nt
Organism: Actinia tenebrosa (Australian red waratah sea anemone)
Lineage: Eukaryota; Metazoa; Cnidaria; Anthozoa; Actiniaria; Actiniidae
Product: dynein axonemal heavy chain 8
Biological process (GO): microtubule-based movement
Cellular component (GO): dynein complex
Molecular function (GO): dynein intermediate chain binding; dynein light intermediate chain binding; ATP binding
Source: RefSeq, a predicted model, not a curated record